UUGUUUAAAUUUUAUCGUCCCUUUUGCCUUCAGACCAUCCCUCUUUCCUCCUAUCCCUACAUUCUUCGACAACCACUUGAUCAUAUCUCUUCGGGCAGUGUAGCGGGCACCCUACGAGUCUGGCCGCAUUCCCCCUUCCUUGUCAAUACUGCCAUGUGGUCCCGGCGAGCUGGUGCCCCAUGCAAUCACGUAGACUCGUGGAUCGACCAACUAAAUAGUGUCACGAAGACCGUUUCGCCUGUGCUACACAUGAAUGAAGUUAAGGUAUCUCGACUUCCAGAUUUUCGCUAUGAAGUUUCUCAUAUUCAACUGAAGCCAAAGGUAAGCUUUAGCUUGCUUUAUCCUAUAAUCACACCUCUUUUUAUUCAACACAUGCGCCCGUCUCAAUACCCAUUUUGUCAGCUGACAUUCAGUCUACCCCGGACUGCUUCCCUACUUGGCACUGUGUUUGCACCGGCAGGAGUUGAGCGUGGUCAUUACCUGCGGGCCAGCCUUGCAUUGGUUCGAGGGCUCGACCCCCGCACAGGACUUCCUCAAUCAUCUGCCACUGUGUCUUCUAGUAAUCAAGGGCCUCGCGGAGGAACUUCAUCAAGUAAUGCUGCCUUUUGGGUCAUCGAAUUGACCGGUGAGUAG
Protopolystoma xenopodis is the source of this 633-nucleotide messenger RNA. The record is from the annotation of a GenBank genome assembly. Lineage: Eukaryota; Metazoa; Platyhelminthes; Monogenea; Polystomatidea; Polystomatidae.